AUGUCACCUGCAGAAGAAGAGAAGAGCUUACCUCUUCCAGAGAGAUGGCCCCGAGCCAGCAGAUUCGCUCUGUCAGCCUGUGCAGCGGCUGUGGCAGAACUAGUGACAUUUCCCCUGGAUCUCACGAAAACUCGACUGCAGGUCCAAGGUGAAGCUGCUGUUCAUCACAAAGGAGCUGCCGGCGGCCAGGCGGUCCCUUACCGCGGCAUGCUGCGCACCGCGGCUGGCAUCGUGCGAGAGGAGGGCUUAGGAAAGCUCUGGCAAGGAGCCACACCGGCCGUCUACCGCCACAUAGUGUACUCUGGCGUUCGGAUGGUUGUGUACGAACAUCUCCGUGACUCCGUGCUUGGCAGGUCUGAGGAUGAAAGCUUUCCUUUCUGGAAAGCUGUAGUUGGAGGCAUGUCUGCGGGUGCCAUCGGACAGUUUUUCGCCAGCCCGACUGAUCUGGUGAAGGUGCAGAUGCAGAUGGAAGGAAAAAGGAAGUUGGAAGGAAAGCCGUUACGGUUUCGAGGAGUGCACCACGCAUUUAUGAAGAUCCUGUCCGAAGGAGGAAUACGGGGGCUUUGGGCUGGAUGGGUGCCAAAUGUCCAGAGAGCUGCCCUGGUGAACAUGGGAGAUCUGACCACUUACGACUCAGUGAAACACUUUUUGCUUCUGAACACGCCACUUGUGGACAAUAGCGUGACUCACAGUGUUGCCAGUUGCUGUUCUGGCCUGGUAGCUGCUGUUCUGGGAACUCCUGCUGAUGUGGUCAAAACCCGGAUAAUGAACCAGCCGAGAGACAAGCAGGGAAGAGGUCUGCUGUAUAAGUCUUCCACGGACUGCUUGAUUCAAACUGUACAGGGUGAAGGGUUUAUGUCUCUAUACAAAGGCUUUAUACCAACCUGGAUGCGAAUGGCUCCUUGGUCACUGGUAUUCUGGCUUACGUAUGAACAGAUCAGAAGGAUCUGUGGAGUUAGUUCUUUUUAA
Gymnogyps californianus (California condor) is the source of this 969-nucleotide messenger RNA. RefSeq names its product solute carrier family 25 member 27 (gene SLC25A27). Gene Ontology annotation, biological process: response to cold. The transcript is spliced from 9 exons. The record is from RefSeq and is a predicted model, not a curated record. The coding region runs from base 1 to 969 and encodes 322 amino acids. Lineage: Eukaryota; Metazoa; Chordata; Aves; Accipitriformes; Cathartidae.